Patella vulgata (common limpet) is the source of this 3879-nucleotide messenger RNA. RefSeq names its product zinc finger protein 883. NCBI's taxonomy places the organism in Eukaryota, Metazoa, Mollusca, Gastropoda, Patellidae. Gene Ontology annotation, biological process: regulation of transcription by RNA polymerase II. The transcript is spliced from 2 exons. The record is from RefSeq and is a predicted model, not a curated record. Gene Ontology annotation, molecular function: RNA polymerase II transcription regulatory region sequence-specific DNA binding; DNA-binding transcription factor activity, RNA polymerase II-specific. The coding region runs from base 127 to 2061 and encodes 644 amino acids. Gene Ontology annotation, cellular component: nucleus.
UGUGAUCCACGAGUCUUCAUUUUCUAUCGUUUUAAAAUGAAACUGGAGAGUACAUAUCAAUCUGUAUAAGUAGACACAUGUGACGGAUCAACACUAGACACAAAAACAAAGCCGGCAUAUAUAACCAUGGAAACUAAUGAUGUUAAAAUUUUCCAUCAGUGUGUUGUAUGUGAUGAGAUUUUCCAGGACUAUGGAGAUUUAGAAAUUCACAACAAAAUACAUGUUAAAGUAGAGAAGACUGAUGAUGUUAAAUCUAAAGAAAAUUUCCACCAGUGUGGUGUAUGCGAUAAGAUUUUUCAACAAUAUGAUGAUUUAGAAAAACACAAUAAAGUACAUGUUAAAGAUGAGAAAGCUGAUGAUGUAAAUGAACAUUGUCGUGUUAAAGAUGAGAAAGCUGAUGACGUAGAAGAACAUUGUCGUGUUAAAGAUGAAGAACAUUGUCGUGUUAAAGAUGACAAAGCUGAAGACCUAGAUCUCUAUGACAAUUGCCAUGUACAUUUUGAACCAAGAACUGCAAAUUAUGGAUGCAAUUUAUGUGAUGAGAAAUUUAAAUUAGAAACUGAUUUAGAGGAACACUGUGAAAUACAUGUUCAAGAAGAGUAUGAUUCACAAAAUGUUUCUCGAAAUAAUGAAACAAUUUUUCAGAGCCAAAUAGAUUUGAAGACACCCGAAAAACCUUAUAAGUGUGAUGUUUGUAGCAAAUCAUUCUCUAGAAAUAAUAAUCUACAGAAACACAUUAGGGCUCACACAGGAGAUAGUCCUUAUAAAUGCAAUGUUUGUAGUAAAUCAUCUAAUUCCAAUUCAGAUCUUAAAAAACAUAUGAGAAUUCAUACUGGUGUAAAACCAUUUACAUGUGAUCUGUGCUGCAAACCAUUUCAUACUAGAAGCCAUCUUGAUAGACACAUUAGAACGCAUACAGGUGAAAAGCCUUAUAGAUGUCAGGUUUGUGGUAAAUAUUUUAAGCAAAAUGUUGGUCUUCAGAGGCACAUAAGAGCUCAUAUUGGAACAAAAUCUUAUAAAUGUGAUAUUUGUGGUAAAUCAUUUACCGAUCAAAGCUAUUUAUAUAAACACAAAACCAUUCAUGCUGGAGGAAAACCUUAUGAAUGUGAUGUUUGUAGUAAAUCAUUUAAUCAAUUCUUAGGACUUCAGAGACACAAAAGAAUUCAUUCAGUAGAAAAAAUCUGUAAAUGUGAUGUUUGUGGCCAAGUCUUUACGGAUGCCAGUAAUUUAUGGAAACACAAGAAAAUUCACACAGGAGUGAAACCCUAUAAUUGUGAAGUUUGUCGUAAAUCAUUCCGCCAGGUCGUUGAUCGUGAGAGACACAUUAGAACCCAUACAGGGAUUAAACCAUACAAAUGUGAUAUUUGUGGAAAAUCAUUUAAGCACAUUGGUCACUUACAGACUCACAUGAGAACUCAUACCGGAAUGAAACCUUUUAAAUGUGAUGCUUGUGAUAAAUCAUUCACAAGCCUUGGUAAUCUGACACAACAUUUGAGCAAGAAACAUGCUGGAGGAAUGAAUUUUAAAUGUGAUGUUUGUGAGAGUCUAUUUAACACCAAAAAAACUCUGAAAUCGCACAAGAAAACUCAUAUUGUACAGAGAGUCUAUGAAUGUCAUGUUUGUAACAAAAUUUUCUCUAAGCACCGUAAUCUGAUUAUACACAUCCGUCUUCACACUGGAGAAAAACCCUUUACGUGUGAUGUUUGUGGUAAAUCAUUUACAUACAAACAUCAGCUGAAGAAACACCAAGAUCUAGACUGUAAAGAUAAAGUUGCCAGUCGAUAUCAGUGUAGUUUCUGUUAUAAAAUCUAUAUCGUACAUAGUCUUUAUCAGAAACACCUCAUCACCAGUCAUAAAUGUGAUGUUUGUGGUAAAUAUUUUAAAGAUAGUGAUUUACGGGAACACAGGAAAAUUCACAGCAGAGAAAAUGCGUUUAAAUGCGAUUUAUGUGAAGAAGGUUUUGAGUGGAAGAGUGAUUUAUUAAAUCAUAUCUCAGUUCAUAAAUAUAAGGCUAAACAAUCUUUAAAUAAAGAUACACAAGCAAAUGUUCCAUACAAAUAAAAAUACACUCUCAAAUGUUUAAUACAAUUAUACAUGGCCUAUAUUCAAUAAAAUGAAAUGGGGUUUAACUGUCAUACAUACACGUAUGACCUAGGUUGUUCGUCCCACCUGAACAACUAGACAUUGUUCAAUGCCAUGAAUAAUUAUAGUAGAUGAAAAUUGGUCUAAAAGCAAAUAUUAAUGUAACAUUAGUGUAUAUAAAGUGAUUUACACCCUAUUUUUAAAAAAUUGUUAUUGUAAUUUCUAAUCAAUUAUGUGAGGUGAAAUAAGAGAAGAACAGUUGUUUGCGUUACACCUGUUUAAUCAAUUCUGCUCAGUAAUUUUUUAUCAUUAUUUUGUCAUUUGUAAAUUAGCUAUUUUUAAUUACUUCCUCAUUGUGCCCUUGGAUAUGUUUUCCUUUUUAUAAGCCCAUAUGGAAAUGUGGUUGUAUAUUGCAUUUCCCUCCAUCUGUAUAACCUACAAAUGAAUAAAUAUGCAACAACAUGGGCCACCAUUUUGUUGUCUGACAACCUAUCUUGUCAAUACAAAUGGUGCUCGAAACCAUUAUAUUCAUAGAAUACACAAGUCAUGUUCGUGUAGUGAUUUUGAAAUGUUCAGUCAAGUGUCUUAAAUAAAUGAUAUGAGCAUCCAAUAUUUUCACAAUGGAGUAUUAAAUCAAAUAUAAAAGUUAAGACUUAGCAAUCUAUAAAGGACAAGUAUGAGCAUACUAAACUAUGGGCCAAACAUAUGCUGUUAUAGCAGCAAUGUCAAUUCUUUUAACCCUUGUUCACUACUGUUGUCCUCUGAAUACAUUUACAUUUGCCAUUUUUUCUUUCUUGUUUGCCUCUAGUUUCCUCCCACUGUUAAAGACCCCCACACAGAAGCGAAUUAUUGAAAUAAAAUUAAACCAUAUAUGUUAGUCCCGAAAUGACCUGGUUUGUGUCCAGUGGAGUUAAACCCUCUCUCACUUUCUCUCUCUCCUCUCUGGUGUUUGUUUUAUUUUUCCCUUGAUAAGCUUAUAUAUGAUAUGUAUGCACUUUGUAAAUAUGUGUAGGCCUAAAUACUGUUUCUGGGUAGUUAUGUAUACUACCCUUUGUUUUAUAAUGAAGGAGAGACAUGAUGAAAAGUAGAACUCAUGUACUAAAUAUGUUCCCUCAGAAAAUAAAGUUCAUGUUAAUCGUAACAGAAUUGACAAGUCCUCAGGCUUUUUGUGAAGCCUUGCCUCAAGGAGAAGAAGUCACUGAAACUUCUGCCCUGGGAUGCCACAUACAUGUAGGCUUGUGAGGGCCCUGCAGUGGACAUGCACUUAGAUCAAUCAAGAUAGCCAUUCCAGUUAUUUCCCUUGAUCACCCAAUACUAACAAAUUAUUAUCCCCCUACUACCAAAAACAAUACAGCAGAGAGCAUGUUCAAAUAAGCCAUUUCAUUUAUUCCCCCUUAAUCACCAAUAAUUAAUGACAAAUUAUUGAAUUAUACAUCCAAAAAUCAAUCUAUUUCUGGACCAAUAUGCGAUGAAAGUACAAUUGUUAUUGAAUAACAAUACGUUUGUUUGUGGAAAAUAAAUUGUUUAUUCAAUUUUUCACCGUUCCAUUGAAGAAGUAAAGUUAUUGAAUAAUUUAGCCAGUUUUGGAUACUGUAAUGUUAAGUUAGUAUGUGACUGUAUUGGGUUAGAAUUUAUAGGUAUUUGGUAGUAUUUGGCUUGAGCAACCAGUAGCCUGCUGAUACUAUAAAUAGGCACCUCAGUUUUCCAAAUACCUUUUGCCAAUUCCGUGUCGUAGGCCAUUGUCUUAGGGCCUGUGGUUAUACUUUUAACUCUUUUAUGUAAAUAACUUUUUAUUAA